Messenger RNA from Megalopta genalis, 2233 nucleotides. RefSeq names its product F-box/LRR-repeat protein FipoQ (gene FipoQ). Lineage: Eukaryota; Metazoa; Arthropoda; Insecta; Hymenoptera; Halictidae. Gene Ontology annotation, molecular function: protein binding. The record is from RefSeq and is a predicted model, not a curated record. Gene Ontology annotation, biological process: positive regulation of protein ubiquitination.
GAAGACUUAGAACUUCUGUAUCCCCGAAUUCCGACGUGCGGGACGCUCGGGAAAAAACAGGAAAACGGGUUCUCGAGGUGCUCCGGUUUCGUUUCUCCCUGGGGAAAGAUCGUCGCGAGUUCGCUGGUGGUGUAAAAGUUCCUCCGACAGACUGGACUCGAUCGUCCGUGAUCGCGGAAUCCGAUCGAAAAUAGAGUCGGGUCGGGCCUCUGUAUCGAUCGUUCGAUCGAUUCGGGCGCGUUGCGUUUUUAUCGUUCGCCGAAAGAUCGUCGCGCGUCCAGAGGUUGUUCCUGAUCGAACGGCAAGAUGGAUCUCGGGGGUGUGGACGUCUGGGGCCAGAUCGCCGUGGAGACGUCCCAGAUGUUCGUCUCCGAGGGCGGCGUCAUUAAAAGUCGCUUCGCGGGGACCACCAUAGAGAAGCUGCCGGACAAGAUCGUGAUGCACGUCUUCAGCUACCUGUCGCACCGCGAGAUAUGCAGGGUCGCGCGUGUCUGCAAAAGGUGGCGGCAGAUCGCCUACGACACGCGGCUCUGGAAACACGUCUCGCUGAGGCCGGAGAUCAGCGGGCUGCACGUCAGCUCGCUGGACAAUCUGCUGCACUUGAUCAGCACGCGAUUCGGCGCCUCGCUGAGGUACAUCGAGCUGCCGAUCGAGCUGAUCACGCACACCGUCCUCCACGAGCUGGCGAACAAGUGUCCGAACCUGACACACAUGCUGCUCGACUUCUCGACCGCCAUGCAGCUGCACGACUUCUCCGAGAUGCAGGCGUUCCCUACCAAGCUCAAGUACAUGUGCAUCUGCCUGUCCGAGGUGAUCUUCAUGGAGGGUUUCAUGAGGAAGAUCUACAACUUCAUCAACGGCUUGGAGAUCCUACAUCUCAUAGGAACCUACGAGAAAGUCGAGGAGGAGGAGGAGGAGAUCUACGAGGUGAUAAACGUGCACAAACUGAAGUCGGCCACCCCGAACCUGAGGGCGAUCAACCUCUACGGGAUCAAUUUCGUCGACGACUCUCACAUCGACGCGUUCUCCUCGAACUGCAUCCAGCUCGAGUGUCUGGCCGUGAACUUCUGCGCGAAGGUCACCGGCUCGACGAUGAAGACCCUGUUCCAGAGGAGCCGGCGGCUCAAGUGUCUUCUGAUGCAGGGAACGAAUCUUCAAAGCGAGUACGUGAUGCAAGUCGAGUGGGAGAAGUCGAGCAUCCAGGAGCUGGACGUCACCGCCACGGACCUGUCCACCGAAUGCUUGAUCGACAUGCUGUCCAGGAUCCCCAGCCUUCGUUUCCUGAGCGCCGGCCAGCUGAACGGGUUCAACGACAGCGUGCUGAAGGCCUGGGCCGAGACGGGCAACCCUCGGAAUCUGAUCGCCUUGGACUUGAACAGCUCGGACAAUCUGACCGACGACGGCCUGCACAAGUUUCUCUCGAGAUACGGUCAUCAGCUGUGGGGACUCUCUUUGUCCGGCAUGCCUCACAUCACCGAUCAGCUGUGGCAGAGCGUUCUGCCGAUCCUGACCAACGCCAUGAUCCUCGUAAUGGGAACCAACGAGAGGCUGGGCGUGAACAUCCACGUGGACCAGCUGAUGGACGGAAUCGCGAACAACUGUCCCAACCUCGAGCGACUGGAGCUCCGCUGGGAUCCGGAGAACCUGCGGUUCUCGGACAAGAGCCAGAAAGCCAUCGAUAUCCUGCGCGUGAAAUGCAUCAAGCUGCGUUGCCUCAGCCUAAGCGACGGAAGGUACUACGAGAUCGUGAAGGCGAACUUCGAGCGAGCCGACAGACUGACGGUCGUGAGGACGACAACCUGCUGCAGGGUCUCCAACUACUACCUCCUGGCUAAUUACAAGGAUCUGGUCUUCAAUUAAAUUUCGCUUCUUUUUUUUAUCUAAUAAGUACCUAUUUGUAUAUGAACGCGAGGGAUUCGAGUACAUGUUCCAUACGAUGCAUUGCCGAGCGACAGAAAUCCGAACCAAAUCCUGGACAAGUGGUGACGACGGACGGGAACCCUGUUAUUCCGAGUAUUAAGACAACGUGCAAGAUACAAGAUACAAGAUACAAGAUAUAUAUUUUUAUACACCGUUUUUGAGCCUGUACAUAAGCGACGAAAACCGCCGAAUGUUUCUCUACUGCCAAAGAACGAUGUUCCAUCGACCGCGCUUCCGUUUAUCGAAUUCGACGAUCUCGAUGUCGGUGCUGUAAUUGUAAAAUGAAAUGAAUGAACAAGAGUUUGACAGAAAA